Messenger RNA from Rhodofomes roseus, 2121 nucleotides. Its product is annotated as P-loop containing nucleoside triphosphate hydrolase protein. The record is from RefSeq and is a predicted model, not a curated record. The coding region runs from base 1 to 2121 and encodes 706 amino acids. Gene Ontology annotation, molecular function: ATP binding; nucleic acid binding; four-way junction helicase activity. Gene Ontology annotation, biological process: double-strand break repair via homologous recombination. Lineage: Eukaryota; Fungi; Basidiomycota; Agaricomycetes; Polyporales; Fomitopsidaceae. Gene Ontology annotation, cellular component: chromosome; cytoplasm. The transcript has 8 exons.
AUGUCGUCCAGCAUCAUUGCCCGCCUACCAACAAUCCCCGAAAUCCGACAGAGAACCCAAGCUGUUCUGAAGCGCCUCCCGUGUUUAUGGCAGGCCGAAGUCUGCCGCGAACAACUGAGAGGAGAGAAGGACGUAUUAUGCAUUGCACCAACCGGACUGGGGAAAACCCUCACCUUUUGGAUGCCUCUCCUGUUCCGCGAGGACGGGAUCCAAAUUGUUGUCACACCACUCAACCUUCUCGGCACCGAGAACGUUGCGGAGCUUGAGAGCCAUGGGUUCCGAGCAUGUGAGGUGCGCGCAGAGACUGCAACACCGAAGCUCUUCCAGGCAAGAGAAAUAGAAGAUGGCAAAUACCGUGUGGUGAUCGCCAACCCAGAAGAAUUGAUGAAGGACGGCGGUGGAUUCGAGAAGCUGUGGAAGAAGGAACACUUCACGUCACGGAUCAUCAGUAUGGUCUGGGAUGAAGCUCAUUGCAUCAGCACCUGGAAUUCGUUCCGAGCUGACUACAAGAAGGCUUACCGCAUUCGUUAUAUGCUUCCGAAGCUGCGGUUCCUGCUUGCAAGUGCAACAUUUGACACAGACAUCAAGAAUGAUGUGUUCAAGACAAUGCACAUCUCACCACGGACCUGCGCCAUCUUUCAGCGCUCUAACGACCGACCAAAUGUUCACCUUGAAGUUCGCCGCAUUCAGCACGCGCUCCACACCUAUGCCGACCUUGAUUUCAUCUUCCCGCACAACUGGAAACCAGGUGAUGACCUACCACGGUUCCUUAUCUUCUUCGACAGCAUCGAGGACUCAAUCUCAGCUGCGGAGAAGCUACGUAGCCGGCUCCGAGGAUCUGCGAGACACAAGAUCGUCUGGUUCAAUUCACGUAUGACGUCAGCCUUCCGCGAAGACUGCCUGAACAGUUACAAAAAUGGAGACAUAUUUGGGCUAUGUUGUACUGAUUCUUUCGGCAUGGGUAUCAACGUUGCAACAAUCGAGCUAGUCAUUCAAUGGCGCGUCACAUGUGACCUGCGAACACUAUGGCAGCGUUUUGGGCGCGCUGUGCGGGACUUGACGCGCAACGGUGUGGCGAUCCUAUUCGUCGAAGGUAAAUAUUUUGACGAGGAGAAGGAGAAAGUGGUAGCGCGGGCUGAGAAGGCAAAGGAAACACGAAAACGGAAGGCGGCUGGAGCGCCGCCAGGAAGCCCUCGCCGCGCAAAGAGUGAGAACGAGGACCAGGCGGGAGCAAUUGCGUCAAGGCGUGGCAGAGAGAACAUGAUGCCAACAGAUGGCAUGCUCACCGGACAUGCAGCAAGACAGAGUGCUCCGACCCGCAACCUGGACGAGUUGCGUGCAGAGUUCAAAGCUGAGCGGAAACCGAAGGCAAGCUUCUCAAAGAAGCGAGCGGCGGAUGAUGUGAUAUCUCCGGAGAUGGAUGCACUGAUCAACGCAGCGACACGCCCGCAAUACGGGUGCUACAGAACUCCGGUUAUGGCCUUCUAUGCCAAUGACAAAACGGUCUCAGACCACCUGCAAUGCUGUCCUGAUAUCGCUUCUGGCUGUGGACGCUGCGCUGCAGCACCCUCCCAAAUCUGCUGCUCCCUAUGCUCUCCCGACAACACUCUCUUUGCUAGGUACCGCCCCAUUGCACCUCUUCCAGCCACGUCAGCGCCGAAGAAAGCGAGAGCAGCGCCUCGGCAAUGCUCAACAAAACGCGAUCUCACAACUGCGCUUGAUAGAUUCCGCGUCGCUCGCGCGGAAGCAGAGUAUGGCAUUGCAGCACACUCCCUUCGCGCCGAAAAUCUAAUCUUGCCGGAGACGGUGCUUGCGCGGCUGGUCGACUGCGCGAGUGUCAAGAAGAUAGGGUCUCUCAGUGACAUGAAGCGUGAGACCAAAUGGCCGGCAAACAGGGUGGACAAGUAUGGGGAGUCGGUGCUCGAGAUCCUGCUGCGCCACUUCCCCCUUUCCCUUCCCCUGACAUCGACACCUCUCGCAAUCCGUACCCCGGGUGGAAGCCGUACCUCUGGCCCAGCCACCACUCGUGUGGUUGCGCCGCGCAAGUGCAGUGCAUGCGGUCAGCCAGGGCACAACAGUACGUCUCUAGUCCUUAUGUUGUUCACUUUGCAGUGUUUAUGA